CGCGCGCCCGCCGCCCGCGGGGGCGCGGGAGCCAUCCCGGCGCCUGCGCGCUGCUGAGGCGGUGGCGGUGGCAGCGGCCUGAAGAAGCCCGGGGGGAGAGCGGGCGGCGGUGGUGGUUCUGGCGGUUUAGUGUGUCGCUGGGCGGCCGUGAUCGCGCGCCACGAUGCCUGCGGUGUCGAAGGGCGAUGGGAUGCGGGGCCUGGCGGUCUUCAUCUCCGAUAUCCGUAACUGCAAAAGUAAAGAAGCGGAGAUAAAGAGGAUAAAUAAAGAACUAGCAAACAUCCGGUCAAAAUUUAAGGGUGACAAGGCUCUAGAUGGUUACAGUAAGAAAAAAUAUGUCUGCAAACUACUUUUCAUCUUUCUCCUGGGGCAUGACAUUGACUUUGGUCACAUGGAGGCUGUAAACCUGCUCAGUUCUAAUAGAUACACAGAGAAACAAAUUGGAUAUCUCUUCAUCUCCGUGCUGGUGAACUCUAACAGUGAGCUGAUACGUUUAAUUAACAACGCAAUCAAGAACGAUCUGGCCAGCCGCAACCCCACAUUCAUGGGGCUUGCUCUGCAUUGUAUUGCUAAUGUGGGUAGCCGGGAGAUGGCAGAAGCUUUUGCUGGAGAAAUUCCAAAAAUACUUGUAGCUGGAGAUACUAUGGACAGUGUAAAGCAGAGUGCUGCAUUAUGCUUGCUGCGUUUGUAUAGAACUUCUCCUGACCUUGUUCCCAUGGGAGACUGGACAUCUAGAGUGGUACAUCUCCUCAAUGACCAGCAUUUGGGUGUGGUUACUGCAGCUACAAGUCUGAUCACCACUUUGGCACAGAAGAACCCAGAAGAGUUUAAAACUUCAGUCUCCUUGGCAGUAUCUAGAUUAAGCAGAAUUGUAACUUCUGCAUCUACAGAUCUUCAGGACUAUACGUACUACUUUGUUCCUGCUCCUUGGUUAUCUGUGAAACUUCUGAGGUUGUUACAGUGCUACCCACCUCCAGAAGACCCUGCGGUACGUGGUCGUCUAACAGAAUGCCUGGAAACUAUUCUUAACAAAGCGCAGGAGCCACCAAAGUCAAAAAAAGUACAACACUCAAAUGCAAAGAAUGCUGUGCUGUUUGAGGCAAUAAGCUUAAUUAUACAUCAUGACAGUGAGCCAAAUCUACUAGUCCGUGCCUGUAACCAGCUAGGUCAAUUCUUGCAGCACCGAGAAACUAAUUUGCGUUACCUAGCACUGGAAAGCAUGUGCACGCUUGCCAGCUCUGAAUUCUCACAUGAGGCUGUGAAAACACACAUAGAAACAGUUAUCAAUGCAUUGAAGACUGAAAGAGAUGUAAGUGUACGACAAAGAGCUGUAGAUCUACUUUAUGCAAUGUGUGACAGAAGCAAUGCCCAACAGAUUGUGGCUGAAAUGCUGAAUUACUUGGAGACUGCUGAUUAUUCCAUUAGAGAAGAAAUUGUUCUGAAAGUUGCAAUUCUAGCUGAGAAGUAUGCAGUGGAUUAUACCUGGUAUGUGGAUACAAUCUUGAAUCUGAUUCGCAUUGCUGGUGACUAUGUCAGUGAAGAAGUGUGGUAUCGAGUUAUUCAGAUUGUCAUCAACAGGGAUGAUGUUCAAGGGUAUGCAGCAAAGACUGUUUUUGAGGCCCUUCAAGCUCCAGCAUGCCAUGAGAAUCUUGUUAAAGUAGGUGGCUACAUAUUGGGAGAAUUUGGAAAUCUGAUAGCAGGUGAUCCAAGAUCAAGUCCCCUCAUCCAGUUCAACCUGCUACAUUCCAAGUUUCAUCUGUGCAGUGUUCCUACCCGAGCUCUGCUGCUGUCUACCUACAUCAAGUUUGUGAACCUCUUCCCAGAAAUCAAAACUACGAUUCAAGAUGUAUUGCGCAGUGACAGUCAGCUAAAGAAUGCUGAUGUUGAGCUGCAGCAGAGAGCUGUUGAGUAUUUGAGGCUCAGUACUAUUGCCAGUACUGAUAUAUUGGCUACAGUGCUGGAAGAAAUGCCUCCUUUUCCAGAGAGGGAAUCUUCUAUUUUGGCUAAACUCAAGAAGAAGAAAGGCCCAGGCACAGUUACUGACCUGGAAGAGAUCAAAAAGGAGAGAAGCUCUGAUAUGAAUGGAAGCGCUGAACCUGCUUCUGUCAAUGCCAGUGCUGUUUCUACUCCUUCUCCAUCUGCGGAUCUGCUGGGUCUGGGUGCUGCCCCUCUCGCCAAUUCAGCUCCCCCACCGUCCUCUAGUGGUAGCCUGCUGGUGGAUGUAUUUUCAGAUUCAGCUUCUGCAGUUGCACCUCUUGCUCCUGGUUCUGAUGACAACUUUGCGAGCCCUGACCUGGCUUCAUCUGAGGUAGUUUCUGAGGAACCAGCUGAUACUGUGCAUGAUGCUGAUGAGCUUUUUCACAAGUUUGUGUGUAAAAAUAAUGGAGUCUUAUUUGAAAAUCAGUUGCUGCAGAUUGGAUUGAAAUCUGAAUUUCGACAGAACCUGGGACGUAUGUUCAUAUUCUAUGGUAAUAAGACAUCAACGCAGUUCUUGAAUUUUACUCCAACAGUAAUCUGCUCAGAUGACCUACAGUCAAGCCUGAAUCUUCAGACAAAACCUGUUGACCCCACGGUGGAUGGAGGUGCACAGGUUCAGCAGGUUGUGAACAUCGAGUGUGUGUCAGACUUUAUGGAAGCUCCAAUCCUGAACAUUCAAUUCAGGUAUGGUGGAACAUUUCAAAAUCUUUCAGUAAAAUUGCCCAUCACCCUGAAUAAAUUUUUCCAGCCAACAGAGAUGUCAUCUCAAGACUUUUUUCAGCGUUGGAAGCAACUAAGCAAUCCGAAACAAGAAGUACAGAAUAUCUUUAAAGCAAAACACCCAAUGGAUGCAGAGAUCACAAAAGCUAAGAUUAUUGGCUUUGGAUCAGCCCUACUUGAGGAGGUAGAUCCCAAUCCUGCUAACUUUGUUGGUGCCGGUAUCAUACAUACAAAAACUACUCAGAUUGGAUGCUUGCUGCGCCUUGAACCCAACCUCCAGGCACAGAUGUAUAGGCUCACACUACGAACAAGUAAAGAAGCUGUAUCUCAGAGAUUAUGUGAAUUGCUGUCAGAACAGUUUUAAUAUUAACCAUGUCAGUUUGGUUUUCUUCCAUUUAUAUCACUGUCAUCAUACUGCAAAUAAAUGUCUUGUACAUCACUGUCUGAGUACUGCAAUGUUAACCAUUAUCAGCUCCCUGCCUUAUUAGGACUUGACCCUUGUUUGAAAUUAAGACUAUAAAAUGUACAGUAUGGGGAAGUGACUUUUCACAUUAAAAAUGGCUUUUAGUGUGUUACACAAAGGGUGUGUGGGCUCUCUUGUGCUCCUUUUUUUUUUUUUUUUUUUUUUUUCCCCUCUUUGCAGAGGUCCAGCAUUUAAAUUCAUUAAAGGGAAAUUUAUUUAGAUGUGGUAACCAAGGAUUUCAGCUGGAAAGGGCUAGUAAUGUUCUGCCUUAAGGAGCACCUGCUAAAGCACUCAGCUCUGAGCUGAAAGAAACCAAUGUAAUGCUGCUCAGUAAAAUUCAGAUGUUAAUGUAGAGUCAAACUUUAUAAAGUGCAACAUUGCCAGAAGUCUUGUACUGGUUGGAAGGGCGUAUAUGUUUGAAUCUGAUUCACAUGACCAUUUGUGUUGAGUGCCACCAAUCUUUGUAUUUGAAAAAAGCCACAGGACCGGAGUCUGAAAGUAUUAAUCUUGUAGUCCUUCACAUCUAAAUGUUUUGUGAUCUUUGGGAAGUGGGUUGAACACAAAAGCUGUUCUUAAUCCUUCUGCUUAUCUCAGUGAGGUGAGCUGCUCUGGUAGGUGAUGAACAGGUACAUGUUUAUUCGUGGUUAGUCAAAGUAAGGUUAAAUAUUCUCUUCUGUGUUUUUUGUUUCCCAUCAGACUUAGCAAGUAGUAGUCCUAAUGAUAUAACUAACUACAGGGUCUGGUAUUGUAUAAAAGGAGAAGUGGGAAGAAGUGGGCUCCUGAAAGGCUGUGAGGAGCGCUCUUUUAGAUGAAAAUGUAAUUUUAAACAAUGUUUUUCUCCAAUGCACAGUAAUGUUAAAACUUGAGAGGUUGAAUAACUGGUAUUUGAACAGUUUGCUGUCUGUCAGUGGUGGUAAAAAUACCCAACAUGGUGUAGAAGACUUGUAUUGAGACUGAGAGCAUGCAGAAGGCCCAAAAUGGUCAGCUUGUAUAGUGUUUUUUACAACCAAAGCCUUUGUAAUAUGUUCCACAUCAGCAAACUCUGCAGCCUCUCUGCAGAAGAAAUUGGGUGCAAAUUUGACUCACACUGUUCAAGCCUAAAGGUGUUCCAGAGGCUGCUCAAACUAAGCAGGUAAGGUUGCGCAGUUAGAAACUGGGGGUGACUUGCCAGCGUGUGCUUCAGGUCACAAUGAAUGAAGUCAGCUACUGCUGACUACAUGAGAAGUGAACCUCAGAUCAAGAUUUCCUCAUGGUUAUUUCAAGGAAGUUUGGGACUGGUGUCUCAGCACAUGCAGGCAAGUAUGCCCAUGAAAUUAAGAGUGGUAGCAAUGAACAUUGAAAAUGUGUUUAAAUGAGGCUCCUGUCAUGCUGCCCAGUGCACAGCAGGGGACAGGAUUCUACUUGUUUGGGUGUGCCUUGCUUUUUAAUUCAGUGCUUUCAGCUGAAUGAUGGAAGAGGGUGAUUACAAUUUGGUUUGGUUGAAGGCUAGUGAUGGUACUUGAGUACAAGUGAAAAAAGGGGAGCAAAGAUUUGGAUGUGGGGUGUGGAUUUUGGGAGAUAUUUUUGGUUUGUUUUUCCAGAAAUGACUGGUAGUUGUGGCUGUUGUGACUAAAAAUUUGGGUAGAGACCUGGUCUCUCUGUGAAAGUUCUGUUGAGGUGCUUUUGUGGCCUUUCGGUGGCUAAUCAAGACUCUUGGAUCACAAACAUUCCUUGAAAAUCUUCAUGAGCAGUUCCUACAGCAAGGUCAGGCAGUUGGCAAAAUACUAGUGGGCUAUCUUAUGUUGUGUCUUGUUGCUACUGUAUGUCUCUUCAUUAGUCCUGUUACCUUAACCAUGCUGUUGACUGCUACAUUAAACGUCUGAUGUGCUGAACUGAAGGGAGUCUUAGCAAAGACAGGGGAGCAGCUUCUAUUUCACUUUUCCCACUCCUCUUGUGUAUCUGUCCCCCUGAAAACUGUCUAUGCCCUCAUUAAAGGACACCUUGAGACACUGCGCUACUUCAGUUCACUUUGCUUUGGUUCAAGCUGUGCUAAAAUGUGCAUUUAAAAUAUGGGAAGGAGGGGGGUAAGGGAAAGUGUCUUUUUCAGUGGUGACUGUGUUAAGCUUAUGAUUGUUCACACAUUGUAUUAAACGUCAGCUCAAUGAAGCCAUGAGCAGAAAAGUGAACAAGUUAAAGACAAAUACUUGAUUUUUUUAUUUUUUUUUUUUUGUGAAUGAUGGUUAACUUAACCAAAGUGAUGUAUCCUGUCAAGCAGACAAAGUAAUUUCUGCAGUAAACAGUGUUAUUGUUUUUAAGUACAGUAUUUUCUGGCAUUGACGUGAAAAUAACUGAAUAGCAAAACAGGUAGCAUAUGUUCAUUCUUGACCUACACUCCAGUAUGUAACAUUAAUGGUGAUUGUCUUAUUUGUAUAAAACAAAGUUCUGUCAAAUUAAGUGGAGAAUUUUCAUAUAGAAGACUAUAUAUUAGACUAUAUUCAUCAGAAGAACGUAUUAAGAUUAAAUAAAUGAUUAGAACAGUAA
Molecule: messenger RNA, 5680 nt
Organism: Strigops habroptila (Kakapo)
Lineage: Eukaryota; Metazoa; Chordata; Aves; Psittaciformes; Psittacidae
Gene: AP2A2
Product: adaptor related protein complex 2 subunit alpha 2
Exons: 23
Coding region: 164-3061 (965 amino acids)
Biological process (GO): intracellular protein transport; clathrin-dependent endocytosis
Cellular component (GO): AP-2 adaptor complex; membrane coat
Molecular function (GO): clathrin-cargo adaptor activity
Source: RefSeq, a predicted model, not a curated record